Molecule: messenger RNA, 2006 nt
Organism: Centropristis striata (black sea bass)
Lineage: Eukaryota; Metazoa; Chordata; Actinopteri; Perciformes; Serranidae
Product: nuclear factor 7, ovary-like
Exons: 1
Coding region: 1-1458 (485 amino acids)
Molecular function (GO): protein binding; zinc ion binding
Source: RefSeq, a predicted model, not a curated record
AUGGCUUCCAGAUUAGAGGACGAUCUCUGCUGUUCUGUCUGCCGCGACAUCUUUAAAGAUCCUGUCGUCCUGUCAUGCAGCCACAGCUUCUGUAAAGACUGUCUGCAGAGCUGGUGGAGGGAGAGACAAACCAGAGACUGUCCGCUUUGUAAGAAAUCUUCGAUGAGUGAACCACCUUGUAACCUGGUGUUAAAGAACCUGUGUGAGAGUUUCUUACAGGAGAGAGAUCAGAGAGCUUCAGAGCCUCUUUGCAGUCUGCACUCUGAGAAACUCAAACUCUUCUGUCUGGACCAUCAGCAGCCAGUGUGUCACAUCUGCAGAGACUCAGAAAAACACACCAACCACAGAUUCAGACCCAUCUAUGAAGUUGUACAACAACACAAGAAGGAACUUCAGGAAACUCUGAAACCUUUAAAGAAGAAGUUAAAGGUUUUUAAAGGAGUUAAAGUGAAGUUUGAUCAAACAGCAGAACACAUUCAGGUCCAGGCCCGACGCACAGAGACGCAGAUUAAGGAGCAGUUUAAGAAGCUUCACCAGUUUCUAGAAGAGGAAGAGGAGGCCAGGAUGGCUGCACUGAGGGAGGAAGAGGAGCAGAAGAGUCAGAUGAUGAAGGAGAAGAUGGAGGCUCUGAGCAGAGAGAUAGCAGCGCUUUCAGACACAGUCAGAGCCACAGAGGACGAGCUGAGAGCUGAACACGUCUCAUUCCUGCACAACUACAAGGCUGCAGUGGAAAGAGUCCAGCAGCGCCCCCUGCUGGAGGAUCCACAGCUGCCCUCAGGAGCUCUGAUAGACCAGGCCAAACACCUGGGCAACCUGGCCUUCAACAUCUGGAACAAGAUGAAGGACAUGGUCUCCUACAGUCCUGUUGUUCUGGACCCAAACACUGCUGGUACAAAACUCAUCCUGUCUGAAGAUCUGACCAGUCUGAGAGCAGGAGAUAAACAGCAGCUUCCUGAUAAUCCUGAGAGGAUUGGUUAUUAUUCCUGGUCUGUUGUGGCCUCUGACGGCUUUAACUCAGGGACUCACAGCUGGGAGGUCGAGGUUGGAGACAAUACAGACUGGGAACUGGGUGUGUUAGCAGAGUCUGUCCAGGGGAAAGGAGACAUACGGUAUGGAUUAUGGAGAAUAUACCACUGUGGAGAUAAAUACUCAUCACGGUCACCAUCAGAUGAAUAUACUGCUCUCGUAGUGCAGAAGAAGCUCCAGAGGAUCAGAGUGAAUCUGGACUGGGACAGAGGAAAGCUGUCGUUUUCUGAUGCUGACACUAACACACACAUACACACCUUCACACACACUUUCACUGAGAGGAUGUUUCCAUAUUUUUACAAUGGGGAUGAUGAUCAUCCACUGCAGGUUUUACCAGUGAAGGUCCCUGUGGCUGAAGGAUCCCUCAAACGUUCCUCGUCCAAUCCUACCUUAGCAACCGUUACUAAGAGAAGAAUGUCCGUCAAGCCUUGAAGUGAAUUCUCUGUAAAGCUUAAUUCCCAUUGAUUGUUUUUUUUUUAAUUGUUGUUUGAGAGUGUUUAUAUAUAUCUGUAUGUAGCCCAGUGGCUGAAAUAUGAAGUUAAAACCAUUCAUUAGCCAACAUGCUGUUGUGAAAUGUCUGUUUAAUAUGUACAAAAGUUUAAUGAGAUGAAAUAUGAAACUGAAAUGCUUUUUUGUAAUACAUUUAUUCUGUGUGUGGUACCACAGGUAAACUCAUUGAUAUCUAUAUAAAAGGUAUUGACGAUUUUGGUUUGGGAUUAAAUUCAAUAUUAUUUUGAGUGUAUUUGCUGAAGCCAAUUUAAACGGUAUAAAUGUAUUUGUGAACUGAAAGGUAACUAAAUUGAAUUUGGAAACUGAAUGAAAUUUGGAAAUUGAAUGUUUGAUUUAAAGGUUAUUGGGCUGAACUGAAGGUAUUUCUAAAGGAAAUCUGUAUCUGUGAAAUCAAAUUCAUUAACUGUAACCAAAAGAAAAUAUUUUCUUUAUUUUUACAUUAUUAACAAAUUAUUUUGUAAAUAAAAUCC